Molecule: messenger RNA, 4659 nt
Organism: Salmo salar (Atlantic salmon)
Lineage: Eukaryota; Metazoa; Chordata; Actinopteri; Salmoniformes; Salmonidae
Product: metabotropic glutamate receptor 6
Biological process (GO): G protein-coupled receptor signaling pathway
Cellular component (GO): membrane
Molecular function (GO): G protein-coupled receptor activity
Source: RefSeq, a predicted model, not a curated record
UACAGCAGAGAAACUGAUGCAUCUUUAUCAUUUGCAUGUGAUUGUGAAUCACUAUUGUUUUAGUUGAACAUGUUUCAGUUGUUAGAACAUGAUACUCUACAGGUGUGUAUGAGAAUGUAUUCUCAUGUCACUGCCUUUCUAAUCUCCCCUGCAAAGUGACGGAGUUCCAUCAUAAAAGGGGGAGGUUACUACAUAUAGUACAGCUGCAUACAAAUAUAAAGGCUAGUCCACCAAGGGCUUUCUUCACAGACAGCCACAUGAUAAUCUCAAUCUGUGCCCAUUAGUGCACUGAGAGAGAAGAGGGUUCAACAGAGAGAACGAAGCAGUGACAUAAACAGAGAGCAAGUGGGAGAGAACUUUUAAGGGAUCUGGCAGUGAUUUGUAGAAUCUAAGUGGCAUAAUAUUGUGCUUUUUCUACUUUUCCGUGAUUCAGACGAUGCUGUACACUAAAGCCUCGAAAGCCAAAAUGUUCUAUACUUUUUUGCUAACUAAAACAAAUGUUAUGUUAUUGAAGGAUUUGAGUCCAUUCCAGUUAUUUUUUGAAAAUACAUAUAAUAUCUGAGAUGUUAAUGGAUUUACUUUUUGCGAAAACAAUGAAGAAUCUGGCACAUGAACAUCAUCACAUAUUGAAUAUGGGAAUAGACCUGUUUGGGAGUGUUGGCGUGAUGGAUGAAAUCGAGACUGUUCCAAAUGGAAUGUUCAGGUAUCAAAUGUAGAGGGAGAAGCCUGGUACUUUAACACUGGAUGCAGGAACCUUUGGUGGCCAGAAUCAUGAUAUCACAGUGCCACACAUCACAGUUCUGCUGUCGGUUUGGUCCACUGUUUGGAUGCCAUGUAACAACAUUGCUCAGGUUACUGUGGAUGCUGUUUCUGGGUCUAAGUCCAGAGUCAUGGGCUCAGCAGGGCACACAACCACACUCCAUCAAGAUCAAGGGGGACAUCACCCUGGGUGGCCUGUUUCCAGUGCACUCCCGUGGGCCAGCCGGUGUGCCCUGUGGGGAGAUCAAGAGGGAGAAGGGGAUCCACCGAAUGGAGGCCAUGCUGUAUGCGCUGGAUCAGAUCAACAGUGACCCUGAUCUCCUGCCUAACAUCACCCUGGGGGCCAUGGUCCUGGACACCUGCUCCAGAGACACCUACGCUCUGGAGCAGUCACUCACCUUCGUCCAGGCCCUCAUCCAGAAGGAUAACUCAGACGUGCGCUGCUCCAACAAUGAGCCACCCAUUAUUCGCAAACCAGAGAGGGUGGUGGGAGUAAUCGGGGCAUCAGGCAGCUCUGUGUCCAUCAUGGUGGCCAACGUGCUGAGACUCUUUGCGAUCCCCCAGAUUAGUUAUGCGUCCACGGCUCCAGAGCUGAGUGACAAAAGUCGUUAUGAGUUCUUCUCCCGCGUGGUCCCUCCUGACUCCUACCAGGCCCAGGCCAUGGUGGACAUCGUCAAGGCUAUGGGGUGGAACUAUGUAUCUACACUGGCCUCAGAAGGAAACUACGGUGAGAGCGGCGUCGAUGCCUUCCUCCAGAUUUCUCGAGAGGCAGGAGGUCUAUGCAUCGGCCAAUCCAUCAAAAUCCCUCGAGAGCCGAAACCAGGUGGGUUUGAUAAGAUCAUCAAGAGACUAAUGGAGACCUCUAAUGCUCGUGGGGUCAUCAUCUUUGCCAAUGAGGACGACAUCAGACGUGUCUUGGAGGCAGCAAAGAGGGCCAACCUGACGGGUCACUUCCUGUUUGUGGGCUCUGACAGCUGGGGGGCCAAGAGCUCCCCCAUCCUGGACCAGGAGGAUGUGGCUGAGGGGGCUGUCACCAUCCUCCCCAAGAGGGCCUCCAUCGAUGGGUUUGACAACUACUUCACCUCGAGAUCUCUGAAAAACAACAGAAGGAACAUCUGGUUUGCAGAAUACUGGGAGGACGACUUCAAAUGUAAACUCACUCGACCAGGUAUCAAGUACGACCUUGGUAGAAGAAAAUGUACAGGGGAAGAGAGAAUCGCACAGGAAUCUCAGUACGAGCAGGAAGGGAAAGUACAGUUUGUGAUAGAUGCGGUGUAUGCCAUGGCCCAUGCCUUACACAGCAUGCACCUGGAUCUCUGUCCGGGCUCCAUGGGCAUCUGUGAGAAGAUGGACCCAGUGGAAGGGAGUCAGCUGCUCCAUUACAUUCGCUCAGUCAACUUUAAUGGCAGUGCAGGGACUGGGGUCAUGUUCAAUGAGAAUGGAGAUGCUCCUGGUCGCUAUGACAUCUUCCAGUUCCAACUUUCCAACACCACCAACCCUGGCUACCGGUGUAUUGGCCAGUGGACAAACCAUCUGCGACUCAAUGCUGAGGAGAUGCAGUGGUCGGGUGGGGACCGUGCAGUCCCUGACUCUGUGUGCAGUUUCCCCUGUGAGUUAGGAGAGAGGAAGAAGAUGGUGAAGGGUGUACCCUGUUGCUGGCACUGCGAACUGUGUGACGGAUAUCAAUACCAGCUGGAUGAGCUAAACUGUGACAUGUGUCCCUUCGAUAUGCGUCCCAUGCCAAACCGAACAGGCUGCCGGUCCACACCCAUCAUCAAACUGGAGUGGAGCUCCCCCUGGGCCAUCAUCCCUGUGUUCCUGGCUGUCCUGGGCAUCCUGGCCACCUCCGGAUGCAUCAUCACCUUCAUCCGCUUUAACGACACCCCCAUCGUCCGAGCCUCCGGCCGGGAGCUCAGCUACGUUCUCCUGACAGGCAUCUUCCUCAUCUACCUGAUCACCUUCCUCAUGAUCGCAGAGCCCAGCGCCCCAGUGUGUGCAUUCCGCAGGCUGCUGCUGGGCCUGGGCAUGUGUAUUACCUACUCAGCUAUGCUCACCAAGACCAACCGCAUAUACCGUAUCUUUGAGCAGGGCAAGAAAGCAGUCACGCCACCUCCGUUCAUCAGCCCUGCUUCUCAGCUGAUCAUCACCUUUAUACUCAUUGGUGUGCAGUUACUUGGCAUUUUCAUCUGGUUCGGAGUGGUGCCCCCACACACCAUCAUAGACUAUGAGGAGCAGCGGCCGCCCAACCCAGAGUUUGCACGUGGGGUCCUGAAAUGUGACAUGUCCGACCUGGCCCUGGUCCUCUGCUUGAGCUACAGUAUCGUGCUGAUGGUGACCUGCACUGUGUAUGCCAUCAAGAGCAGAGGGGUGCCAGAGACCUUCAACGAGGCCAAGCCCAUUGGCUUCACCAUGUACACCACCUGUAUCAUCUGGCUGGCCUUUGUGCCCAUCUUCUUUGGUACAGCACAGUCUACUGAGAAGAUGUUCAUCCAGACCACCACCCUGACGGUGUCCAUGAGCCUGAGUGCCACGGUGUCCCUGGGCAUGUUGUACAUCCCUAAGGUCUACGUCAUCAUCUUCCAACCGGAGCAGAACGUGCAGAAACGCAAGCGCAGCUCCAAGGCUGUGGCUUCCACAGUGACCUCACAACUCUCCCAGAAAGACGACAAGAAGAACGGAGAGUCCAAAAGUAGUGCCAUAGUGCCUGACCGAUCACAAUAAUCCAGCAGGAAACCAGAGAUGAAUACAACACCUGGCACCUAACAGAUGACAGCUUAUAAUGGUCUCUCUUGGCAAAGCACUCCCUCACAUGUGAGAGGGGGCUCCCGAGUGGCGCAGCGGUCUAAGGCAUCACUACAGACCCUGAUUCGAUUCCAGGCUGUAUCACAACUGGCUGUGAUUGGGAGUCCCAUAGGGCGGCGCACAAUUGGCCCAGCGUCGUUAGGGUUUGGCCGGGGUAGGCCGUCAUUGUAAAUAAGAAUUUGUCCUUAACUGACUUGCCUAGUUAAAUAAAGGUUAAAUAAAACAAUUAAAUAAAUGACAGCUGUCCACAAUGAACACUGUGGACAGCUUUGCUAGAUUUCAGGACAAAGUCUUCUUUUACAUUAGGAUAUGUCUAAGUGACCAUGGCAAUUAAUUAGUUCUCUUUGAUUUCUCUCCUCAGGACAAUUAGUUGGAUCAAUAGUUAAUAAAAUGUUAAACCUUUUCCUGACUGGAGGACCUAAAGUAGGAUCCUUUGAGAACAAGCUUUGUUGUUUACUUGAUUUAUCAGCACCGCAUGGGUUGUGAGUUUGUGUGUACAUUAUACGAAUGUUUCCACAGUACUGUUUGUAUGGGUGUCACAACUUUGACGCGUUGUUAUUUUUUACUGAUUACACUGGAAGGAACUUGCUUUUCUAUGCACCACUUUAUCAUGGAAUAACUAGUGUAGGGUUCUUGAAUGACAUAGUGGUAAAGAGAAACAACUGUAGGAAAUUCUGAUUACUGACAUCAAUACUGCCAGAUCUCAUGUAAGGUACCAUUUUAACAUGUUCUGUUAUGCUUUGGUUUAGUUUGCUGUUAAUUGCUUUAGCAGUAAUAACUUAUAUAUACAAUGCUACUUUCUAAAUUGGAAACCAGUGGUUCUGAACAGGAUAUUGUGUUCUGAGACAAUUGUUAGAAUCACAACAACGUAUGGCAUUUCUGUAGAUUAAGAACAAUCUCUUUAUAGUGCUGCUGGUGUUGCGAUUAUGAGAACAGUUAAUGGUAACACUUGAGUUCACUGAGAAUAUCGCUGGUUUUAGCAUCAAUGAUCACUUGUGUUCUUCAAUAUUGUGCCAUUAAAUCACUGUUUUGUGUUCUCAAAAUGUAUGUAAUGUUACAAGUUUCCCUUAAAAUAAAAUCACUACAAUAUCAUUUAAA